UCCAACUCCAAGCACCAAGAACACAGCCACGCAACGAUGAGCUCUGUCGCGGCAAUACUCAGCAGCAUGCAGCUCCUGCUGGUGUGCUUGUUGGGAGCUGUGCCGCCGGCGGCGCCGGAGCAGGCUUCUGGAGUCGCGGGCGGCGCAGGAGGAGGGAUCUUGUCUGUCCCUUCCAAUGCCUCCCUGGCUCACUGCCCCACCCGCUGCGGAAACGUCAGCAUUUCCUACCCAUUGGGGACCGCGCCCGGCUGCUUCCGGCAAGGCUUCGAGCUCACCUGCGACACCACCACCCGGCCUCCCAGGCUCUUCUGGGCCAAUAGCACCACUCAGAUCCUUGACGCGGGGGACGUGGCAUCCUACGGCUCGGUCUAUGGUUUGAUCGGCUUCAGCAUUACCAUGACGCCAGGCACGACCAGCUACACCAGGUCAUGGGAGUCGCCUGCCAAGGGCCUCGUCAUCGACCCUGGUAACGCCCUGUAUGUUGUUGGCUGCAACGUCGAGGUCGUCCUGUUCGAUACUGGGACAAACCUCACUCUCGGUUAUUGCAGUAAUAUGUGCCCAGGCGACAAGGCCCUCAUGGUUAAAGAGGCGGAAGCUGCGGAUGGGGGUUGCAGUGGGGUGGGCUGCUGCACAAUGAAUAAUUUCCCGGCAUACAUGAGUGGAUUUCGAUUCACGCUGUCCCGCAGGGACGGCGUCGUAGCACGAUCUGCUGAAGAGCCCUCUGUCGUCAAGGUUUUCCUCGCCGAACAUUAUGAAUUUGACACCAGCGACCUUUACUCGAGCUGGAUAAAUGAAAGUACUCCGCCAGUUUUGGGUAUUUUCGCCACGGACCAGCCAAGUUGUGAAAUUGCAUCUGCAAAUAAAGAAACCUAUGCAUGCAGCGGCGGUAGCUUAUGCCAGACUGUAAGCCGGGGAGGUUACUACUGCUACUGCAAUUCUGACGUACCCGGCAAUAACCCCUACAUUUUGGAUGGCUGCAUCGCAGGUUACAACCCCCAUCCUAAAGGAAAUUGUAAGAGGUCAUGUGGAAACAUGUCCAUCCCUUUCCCUUUUGGAUUAGAAGAAGGUUGCUUUGCACACCAGAAAUUUCAACUUAGUUGCGUGUCGGAUAAGUUCCUUGUUCUUGACCGAGGAGAUGGCACAAAGUAUCAGGUGACCACAUUGUUAGUAGAUGAUGGAUACCUGGGUGUAACCAGCAUGCUGAAUGAUUCAAGCAGCAAUGACGACGAGGUGGUAGUAGUUCAUACCACCAAUGGUGACUUUGAUUACAGGAUCCCAAGAGAAGCCAUGAGAAAUCUUAUAGAGUUCUCCCAAGAAUUCGACAUCAGGAUGAGGUGGGUUGUUGCCAACUUAACAUGCAGAACAGCCUCGCAUAGGACCACAACUUAUGCAUGUAUCAGCGCCCACAGCCAAUGUGUUAAUGUCACCCAUGGUACACUAUAUCUAGGGUACCGUUGCAAGUGCUUGAGCGGCUUUGCUGGGAAUCCAUACGUACAAGAUGGCUGUACAGACAUUGACGAGUGCUUAGAGCCAAAUGAUUGCAAAGGGGUAUGUCAUAAUACCCCAGGAGGAUACAGUUGCACGAGUUGUCCCCAUGGUGAAGUGUUUGAGCCAACAAAUAUGAGAAAAUGUGUCAGAGCAACUAAGAGGCAGAAUCUUGUUUUAGGUAUUGAAAUUGGAAUUGGUAUUGGCUUUGGCACCAUAAUUUUUGCACUAUGUGGAAGUGCAACUACACUCGCUGGCAACUGGAAGCAACACAAACAGAAGAGAAUUCGAAGAGCAUACUUCAGGAAAAAUCAAGGCCUCUUGUUGGAGCAACUAAUCUCAGAUGAAAGCACCACAAACAAAACAAAGAUAUUCUCCUUAGAGGAACUAGAGAAAGCGACCAACAACUUCGAUGCUACCCGUGUGCUUGGUCGUGGAGGACAUGGUACAGUUUAUAAAGGAAUUUUAUCAAAUCAAAAUGUGGUAGCAAUUAAAAGAUCCAAACUUGUGGAGCAAAGUGAGAUAGACCAAUUUAUCAAUGAGGUUGCUAUUUUGUCUCAAAUAAUCCACCGCAAUGUGGUGAAACUUUUUGGUUGCUGCUUGGAAACAGAGGUGCCCUUGCUCGUAUAUGAGUUCAUAUCCAAUGGCACGCUAUAUGACCUCCUUCGUGACAAUGUCAAUGAUAAAUGCUUAUUGUCAUGGGAUGAUCGCAUUAGGGUCGCUGUAGAGGCAUCAGGGGCACUUGCUUAUUUGCAUUCAGCUGCUGCAAUACCAAUUUAUCAUAGAGAUGUGAAAUCUUCCAACAUACUCUUAGAUGCCACCUUCACCACAAAGGUUUCUGACUUUGGUGCUUCAAGAUCUGUUUCCCUUGACGAGACUCAUGUGGUGACCAUUGUCCAAGGAACAUUUGGCUACUUAGAUCCAGAAUAUUACUACACAAGCCAACUAACUGAGAAGAGUGAUGUGUACAGUUUUGGGGUGAUACUUGUGGAGCUUCUAACAAGAAAGAAGCCAAUUUUCAUCAAUGAUUCUGGUAUGAAACAAAGCUUGUCUCAUUACUUCGUUGAAGGACUUCAGGAAGGCGCUCUUAUGGAAAUAAUAGAUCCACAAAUUGUGGAAGAAGCUGAGAAAGGAGAAAUUGAUGAUAUUGCUUCACUCACACAAGCAUGCUUGAAGACCAAAGGAGCAGAGAGACCAACUAUGAAAGAAGUUGAGAUGAGAUUGCAGUUCAUAAGAACUAAGAGGCUCAGGAAAAUACAUCAUUUACCAAGAAAUAAUGGUGAGAUUGAGCAUUCUUUGUGCCCACAAGAUAGAAACUCUGAUGCACAGCUUCAUCUUGUAAAUGCUACUACCCCAUUGCCUUCUGAAGAGACCUCUCGCGGCUACAGUCUAGAGAAAGAAUUUGCAUCCUCAAUCAGUUUGCCACGCUAACUAUAGCAUACACAUGGUCAAUAACAGAGGCAAGUGCUAUAUUGGAAACACCUGAGUUGCUGCAUAUUUUCCACAAAGAAAUCUGUAAUAUUGUUCCCUUUAUACUGGAGUAUGCUAUUUGGUUGCAAUAUAUAUACAUUUGGUCAACUUUUGUCCAA
Molecule: messenger RNA, 3074 nt
Organism: Panicum virgatum (switchgrass)
Lineage: Eukaryota; Viridiplantae; Streptophyta; Magnoliopsida; Poales; Poaceae
Product: wall-associated receptor kinase 3-like
Exons: 5
Coding region: 37-2916 (959 amino acids)
Biological process (GO): protein phosphorylation; cell surface receptor signaling pathway
Cellular component (GO): plasma membrane
Molecular function (GO): ATP binding; polysaccharide binding; calcium ion binding
Source: RefSeq, a predicted model, not a curated record